Messenger RNA from Brassica oleracea var. oleracea, 747 nucleotides. RefSeq lists its product as uncharacterized. Lineage: Eukaryota; Viridiplantae; Streptophyta; Magnoliopsida; Brassicales; Brassicaceae. The coding region runs from base 72 to 452 and encodes 126 amino acids. Gene Ontology annotation, cellular component: photosystem II; membrane. The record is from RefSeq and is a predicted model, not a curated record. The transcript has 2 exons. Gene Ontology annotation, biological process: photosynthesis.
AUGUUUCUUCUCAUAGACCAAACUCACAUUGCGAAACAAACUCGAAAAGAAAGAAGAGGAGAGAAAAAGAGAUGGCUUCUACCUCCGCCGUGUCAUUGUUCAUGCCACUCACCCAAAACCGAUCGCCGUCGUCGACAAAAUCUGUAGCCUUACGCAAGCCACUAUUGCCUUUGAAGCCAUCUAAGGCGUCAUCCUCCUCCUUAGCCAUGCCUUCACGGAGGUUUCAAGUGAAUGCAUCUAACCUGAAGAUGGAGAAGGCUGUGAGCGGCUUAGCAGCAGCAGCUCUCACCGUUUCAAUGGUGAUCCCUGAGGUGGCUGAAGCCGCAGGCUCCGGAAUCUCUCCCUCUCUAAAGAACUUCUUGCUUAGCAUUGCCGCGGGAGGAGUGGUGCUCACGGUCAUCAUCGGUGUGGUUGUUGGUGUCUCCAACUUUGAUCCUGUUAAGAGAGGCUAAGGACGAGAUUUAUCUGUCUGUCAUUAUAUUAUGAGAUGAGAGAACCAUCCCCAUGUAGUACACCAAACACGCAAAAAGGCUUCUUAAAGCCACUGGGAUUUCAGGGUAAGCUGUGGCCUUUAGAAGAGUUUCCCGGAACAGGUGUGUGGUUAACAUCUUCCUUGGAGCAUAGAUGAUCACAACUGCAGGCAACGGCGGUCCAAAUUUUCCCUUGGGCCCCCAGUCAAGCAUCACCUUAACCUUGAUUCUGUACCGUUACAAUAACUCACAGAGUUUAUAUAUAUAUAUUGGAAUA